UUUUGCUCAGGCUCCUGCGAGGGCAGCCAGGCGGGGUCCCACUGUGAAUGGAUUUAUUCCAGUUGCUCUCACUGAGUCCCCACAUCAGAUUUGCCUCUGUGCAGCAGGGUGCUAGAGCUGAACCUCUCCUGUGUGUGAAAGCCCUCUGCAAACAUGGCUGCUAAGGUUCAGGGCCUGAGCGAAGAGGAGAGAGCCCACUUACUCCCUCUGCUACGCAACGCUCAGUGGGUGGAGGUUGUCGGAAGGGAUGCUAUUUACAAAGAGUUCAUUUUCAAAGACUUCAGUCAGGCUUUUGGUUUCAUGUCCAGAGUGGCCCUACAGGCAGAGAAGCUGAACCAUCAUCCUGAGUGGUUCAAUGUCUAUAAUAAGGUCCAGAUCACUCUCUCCACGCAUGACUGUGGGGGGUUGUCCCAGCGUGACAUCUCUUUGGCCACCCUGAUUGACCAGGCAUCUCUAAUGUGAGCAGCAUCCCAUCGGUCCUGGCAGAUAAAAAUUUAAGUGCUCUUCGUAUUUUUGUGAAAUGAGAAGCCUCUAAAGCGUGAAUAACUUCCCGUUCACUGUGACUAAUGCAGUUGUAGGUGUCAGGCUGCCCAGAGCCUCGUGGGUUUUUUUUUUUUUUUUUUUUAAACGGGGUGGGGAUUAUGUUGGCAAAUUAAGAUCAUUCCACCGGUACAUUAAUCUUUCUGUCCCAACCAUAGGCCCAUUACUGCCAGAGCGCAACGGAACGACGCAGGAGAAGAAAUAAAAUAAUCGCAUUGACAUAAUCUGUCUUGAAACGUCAUUAAAGAGUGUCUAAUGAAUGAGGGCCAAUAAACCAAUAGUGACAUUUGUAAAACAGAUAGUUACAGCUUACUGCAUAUGUAGCUGUAAAAGUUCCCGUAUGUAACUUUUUUUUUUGACUGCGGUCAAGUGAGCCCUCAUUUUUGAAGUCAACUAGCCGCACGCAGAAUUACGUUGCGCUUUUAUACCACAUAAUACGGUUUACUGAAAACACGUCUAACGUUGUACCUGAAGAGGCUGCGAUCAAUGCUGUUAGUAGUGUUCGUUUAUUUGGAGGGGCAAAUGUUACAAGCGCCUAAUUAGCGCUGUUAUAUAAGGCUCAAAGUAGCCAUGAGGGUGGCACACCUUUGGGUCUGACCUGUAACUCUUCACUGCAUGUUUAGAGUCACGUCUCCCUGAUCCUAAAUAUUUUAAUGAAACAAAGCAGAACUUGAAGCGUCGGAGGAGAACCCCGAUACAAGGAUCACAAUAAUUAUUACAGGCUGCAUUUAUGACUUCAGUGUCUGGGGUUUUGGUCAUGUGCGCAUGUGGCACAGUAACUUCAUUAAUGGGUCAGGACCUCACCGUAACUGAUUUGUUCUCCUACAUCCUACUGUUCAGAAAUCCAGCUGUUACACAGAUCUCAAGUUUCUAUAGCGACCAUCUUAUUGAUAAAAUAGCCCUUCUCUGGAUGAGUCCUACGCUCCCGCUGCCUCUCUCAAACAGCUGUAUCAAGACCAGAGAGUCUCCAACUUACAAAUUCACAUAUUCUACAAAUUAAAAGAGGGACAGAGAGAAAUGGAGGCGAACCUUUCCACAAAGAGUGGAAAAGGUAAGAGGACAUAUCCAGUGAGGAGAGCUGUUCUGAUGGAGACGAAGCUGUGCACAAACGGCUUUAAGAUCUGUACUACAGUCUAAUAUUUGCGGCUAUGCUCACAUGCUCCACCCUGCGCGUUAACGUGGGCAUGCGCGUAACCGGUGCGCUCUGGUAGUAUCACACAGCACUACACCUCUGGACCCAGCAUGUGUGUAUUGCUUGCUGAGUGUUUUUGAACUGUCAUUAAAAUUAUUUUCUCCA
Archocentrus centrarchus (flier cichlid) is the source of this 1837-nucleotide messenger RNA. RefSeq names its product pterin-4 alpha-carbinolamine dehydratase/dimerization cofactor of hepatocyte nuclear factor 1 alpha (gene pcbd1). The coding region runs from base 154 to 462 and encodes 102 amino acids. Lineage: Eukaryota; Metazoa; Chordata; Actinopteri; Cichliformes; Cichlidae. Gene Ontology annotation, biological process: tetrahydrobiopterin biosynthetic process. The record is from RefSeq and is a predicted model, not a curated record. The transcript has 4 exons. Gene Ontology annotation, molecular function: 4-alpha-hydroxytetrahydrobiopterin dehydratase activity.